UGGUGUGACGCAUACGCGGCUCACGAUGGCUGAGUGACAGCAGUGGCGGAGGCGGCGGGAGCGGCGGUGGCAGUGGACGGGGGCAAGUUUCCGGGACGGGAUUAGCGGACGGUGGCGGAGCGGAGGGUCGAGGUCGUCGUUUGUACACCGCCGCCAUGAUGCGCUUCAUGCUGCUGUUCAGCCGGCAGGGCAAGCUGAGGCUGCAGAAAUGGUACAUCGCCAUGUCGGAGAAGGAGAAGAAGAAACUCGGGCGAGAGCUGAUGCAGAUCGUGCUCGGACGCAAGCCGAAGAUGUGCAGCUUCCUGGAGUGGAAGGACCUGAAGAUUGUUUAUAAGAGGUAUGCUAGUCUAUAUUUUUGCUGUGCGAUUGAAGAUCAGGACAAUGAGCUCCUGACUUUGGAACUCAUCCACCGUUACGUGGAGCUUCUAGACAAAUAUUUUGGCAGUGUGUGUGAAUUGGAUAUAAUCUUCAACUUUGAGAAGGCCUACUUCAUCCUGGAUGAGUUUAUUAUGGGGGGAGAGAUCCAAGAUACCUCGAAGAAGAACGUCUUAAAGGCCAUCGAGCAAGCUGACCUCAUGCAGGAGGACGAUGAGUCACCUCGCAGUGUUCUGGAGGAGAUGGGCUUGGCUUAGCUCGGCGUGACCUUUGAAGGGACAUCUUGCUCAGUUAGGGUGGGGGGAGGCAAAGGAAAACACUAAACACUGCGUAAAAUCUGGACUGUCUGGUGUCGCUGUCUGUCUGAAAUAAAUGAUUGAAAUUUGCAUCCUGAAUAUCCUCUCGCCCAACCUCUGGUUUCAUCCAGCUCCUUCAGGUAGCAAGAGUGUGAACCCUGCGAUCUGCUCUGCACCUGCAGCUGGAGAAAACAGGAGCUGAAGAAUUGGGCAAAAGUGGGGAGUGUGGCCGAGAUUGGGGUAGGGGAAUACCGGGGCUGGAGUCAUUAAUGGGAGGGUGUAGUUAAGGAAUGGUACAAAACCGGGACCGGACCUUUAGCGAGGAGUUGGAGAAGAUGUUGGUGCUGUUAAUCAGAAGGAGUUGUUGGGGAAUGCCACAUAACCAGGACUGGAUUCUAGUGGGAGUAAGUAGGUGGGGAAGGCACAAGAGACUGCAGAUGCUGGAAUCUGGAGCAACACACAAAAAGCUAGAGGAACUCAGCAAGUCAGGCAGCAUCAAUGGAGGGAAAUGGACAGUCGACAUUUCAGGUUGAGACCCUUCAUCUGGGAAGGUGUUCAGACCUGGCUGGAGUCUCUAAUGGGUCAGGGGGAUGGACAAUGACACAAAACCAGAAUUGGAUCCUCAUUGGGGGAGGUGAUUUGGGGAAUGAUGCAAAACCAGAACUGGAUCCUCAGUGGCAGCGCUGAUUUGGGGAAUGAUGCAAAUCCAGAACUGGAUCCAAGGUGGGAGGGGUGAUAUGGGGAAUGUAAAACCAGGACUGGGGACUUUAUUACAGACAGAUACACAGGAUUUUCAACCCUUACUCAAGUACUGCAUAGGCAAAGAGGCUAAUUCUAGAACCACUUUACUUUCCUGUGUACAUUCUCCUGAGAGUGGCAAAACAAUGGAAGGAAUUUUUGCACUGGCGUGGAUGGCCUAGGUCCUUUUCUGAGGUGUUUGCUUGUGGAUACAGGGAUCCUACAGGGGUGAGAGGGGUGAAAUUCCCACUCCCUUCCUGUAGAGACUUUCUCCAUCUGUCGGGAAUACAGGAACCAUCUACUACAUCCCACAGUGGCGCGGUGGGUAGAGCCGCUGUCUCACAGCGCCAGAGACCCGGGUUCGAUCCUGACCUCCGGUGCUGUCUGUGUGGAGCUUGCACAUUCUCCAUGUGGGCAUCCCCCAGGUGCUCCGGUUUCCUCCCGCAUCCCAAAGAUAUGCAGGUUGAUGAGUUAACUGGCCGCUGUAAAUUGCCCCUAGUAUGUGGGUGAGGGGUAGAACCUGGGGAGGGUUGAUGGGAAUGUGGAGAGAAUGGAAUUAAUGUAGGAUGAGUGUAAAUGGGUGGUUGAUGUUCAGCAGGGACCUGAUGGGCUGAAGAGCCUCUUUCUGUGCUAUAUCUCCCGAUGACUAAUAUUAAGGGUCAUCAAGGGCAAGAUAAUGGAGUUGGCUAAUGGAGUGAGUGUAUAGGAUGGGGAGAGGCUUCCACAGACCAUGCCUAUAGUGGAGCAGAGCUGAUCACUACACCAGCAGAGUUAUUGACAAAAUCAGUGACAAGAGUCUGGCCAAACUCUGCCAAUCGGAAGUGUGUAUCCACACUAAAUAUUUUUGAUAACCUUUCGGUAGAAAUCUCUGCUGGGAUCUAUAUCACUAGAAAAGAGAAGUAAGAUUUACAGUUAAACUGGUGAGGAGGCAGGGAACUGUGGUUGGAACAAUCAGUGAGAUGCCCAGCUGGGGAACUUCUACUUGCUUUCUCUGGGAUUUGCUUAUUGAUGAGGGUUUCCACAGUCUGUGUGUGUGUGUGUGAAAGAGAGAGAGAAGCAGUACUGUGUUUUACCAUCUAAAAGUUGCGUAAAUACUUUGAGUGAGCUGGAUGAGAUAUUGUUUCUGCUGGGUGAGUGGGACUGUUUGACCAAGUUGCAUUAGCUCACUGAUUGCUGUAUUUGUGUGUAUUUUUUGUAUGUAACGGCAACGCUACGGUUGGCAGGGAGGGUGGUGAAGGUCUUAGAAUGGUAACAACACAGGAGGGGACCAUUUGGCCCAUCAAGUACAUGCUGGUUCCUAGUAGAGCUACCUCAUCAGUUCUUUCCCUGUAGUCCUACAAAUUAUUAGGAAGUGUCUGUUCAGCUCCCUUUUGAAGGUUGAAAAUUGAGUCAGGGUUUCCCCUAUGCUGUUGCAAACACGUGUGUUCGGCACCCAUUGGGACCAUCUCCAUACACAGGGAGAUAUGCUCUCCAACUUGUGCACUUUUGCAGCGCACCAGCAUUAUUGCCAUGAUUCAAAACCGCUAGUUACCCUGGAAUUACACCAUAAAGUGUAUCCUUUGACCUCAGACCACUGGCUAUGGUGUAGCAUGUCAAGGGUUAAAGCACAUGGGUGUAACUACCAGAAGGCUAAGUCCUCGACACCUGGACACACACUGGAGAGCAUCUACUUUCCACGACUCACUCUAGGUCAAACCAUCCUUCAUGCUUCACGUGUUACCCUUUGGACUCGAGAAGCAAAAUGGCUGCCACUGUGAGCUGCCACCUGGCUCCAGGGUCACACACUUCCAGGAAGUACCCCUCCCUGCCCCCACAUGGUUGUCCGCCCCUCCCAUCAGUGCAGCCUGAUUUACGCAUACGUUAGCCAGUCAAACCAAUAACAGUAAAGGGGGCAAGAAAUCACAUGACCAGCACUAUGUGACCGUUCAAAACGGAUGUCCCCUCAUUUUAAAGAAAACUGACAUUGUUUCAAACAAAUUACUUGUUGUAAAAAUGCUAAAUAUCAGCUGGCUCGCCCACUUAAGAAGAAAGUACGAUUUUUUUUAUUUGUUUUGCCUGAAAUCCCACAUCACUAAGAUCUAGGACACGACAAAUCCCUUGUCUCGACCAGUUUGUGCUGGUUAGGUGUCUCAUUCUGGCCACAGGACCUUUUUGUUUUUAAUUCAUUUUGAGAGACGUGGAUGCCUCUGGCAAAGAAUAUUCCUAAAUGCCAUUUGCGAGACAUCUAAGAAUUAGCCACAUUGUUGGGGUGAAGGAGUUGUCUGACAAGAAAAUUUUGAGUACAAACUAUCCUCAGGCUAUGAAUACCUGACUUAUGAACACCCCUACAUACGAACAAGCUCCCAUAAUAUUAUUAAGUUCAAAAGUCCAAUGUAUGUACAUGCCAAUGGCAGAACUAGUUUCCUCUCUCUCUUCACCUUUAGUUCUAUUUUUUAAACCCAGUCUUGUGUGUUUUAGACACCAUUCACUACAAUACUGUGGAGGUACAGUUACCAUAUCGAAUGAUUUUUGCAUAGUGUGUCUGACUUGUGGACAAAAUUGAGUAGAAGACAGAACUCGUUCGUUACCCAGGCAAAGCCCGUAGACCGGACUUCAGAGGAAGUGAGAGGCAUGGUAGGACAAAUCCUGAGAGAACGAUUGUUGGAGAAUCUGGAAGAGAUAAUUUGAGGAUAAAGGGGUUGCCAAUUUAAGACAGAGGUAGGGAAUUUCUUCAAGGGAUUGUAAGCCUUUGGAAUUCUCCACUGAAGGAUCAGCACACUGAGUAUAUUCAAGACUUUUGUACUGCAAGGCUUGUUGGGAUCAAACUGGAUAGUGGAGUUGAGACGAAGGGCAAAGCAGCCAUGGUCUCCUCGGUUGGUGGAGUAGACUCUCCUUCUGUGGGUCUGGAGCCAUCUAUAGGCUUGUCUAAGAAGAGCAAAUUUCUUUCCCUGAGCAGCAUUAGUAAAUUAUGUGGGUUUUAAUGACUGUUUCAUGAUUAUCAUCCCCAAUACAAUUUACUUAACUGAGUUUAAGUUCCCCAGAUGCUGUGGUGGGAUUUGAACCUGCUGUUCUGGAUCGUGAGAUUAUAGAGCUGGUGGGAGGAUGACGAGGGGGCAGAAUUUACCAGGAUUGCCUGCUGAUCUGGAAAGAUUCUGUGAACUGCUUUUAAUAAGGAACUGAAACAUAAAGAGAGUAACCAGGUUUGAAAUUUGUCCUGAUUUUGUACACUCUUUCUAACGUUUAGUUUCACUGAAACCAAUGUAGCCAAAUCUUGGAAGUGUUUUAUUGAGAGUUUAGUGCAGGUAACUGCAUGUUGCACACUUAAAUACCACUGUCUUCACAUUCAGAGUGACGUAGGGCUUCAGAUUAAUCAAUCUGUACCUCUCUUUCCUUUCCAGAAUUUUCAAUGUUUAUUUUUGGACUAUUGUGGAGUGAAAAUAUUAAUGUAUAUCUGUGAAAUUUGGUGUUUUAUUUAUUAAACGUUGAACA
This is a messenger RNA of Pristis pectinata (smalltooth sawfish), 4877 nucleotides long. Its product is annotated as AP-1 complex subunit sigma-1A. Bases 156 to 632 code for a protein of 158 amino acids. Gene Ontology annotation, molecular function: clathrin-cargo adaptor activity. The transcript has 5 exons. Gene Ontology annotation, cellular component: intracellular membrane-bounded organelle; membrane coat; AP-1 adaptor complex. The record is from RefSeq and is a predicted model, not a curated record. Lineage: Eukaryota; Metazoa; Chordata; Chondrichthyes; Rhinopristiformes; Pristidae. Gene Ontology annotation, biological process: intracellular protein transport; vesicle-mediated transport.